Puccinia triticina is the source of this 849-nucleotide messenger RNA. RefSeq lists its product as uncharacterized. NCBI's taxonomy places the organism in Eukaryota, Fungi, Basidiomycota, Pucciniomycetes, Pucciniales, Pucciniaceae. The transcript is spliced from 4 exons. The record is from RefSeq and is a predicted model, not a curated record. The coding region runs from base 1 to 849 and encodes 282 amino acids.
AUGGUCUUGCAGGACAAAUACAAACGGGCCAAUUCGAGCCGCUACCGGGCAACCCAUGGGGGGAUCCAAUCCAACCGGCAGAAAGCCAAGGCAGCAACCGCGAGUAUCGGCCCCUCCUCCCCCUCCCAGCAGCAGCAGCCACCGGCCGAAGACUUCCCCCAGCUCAUCCAGCCAUCCUCCGCUCCGCCCGCCGAUGACCUUCAACCCUCUCAGACCGCCGAAACUCUCCUCCCGCUUGCACAUCCUCCCGCCGCUCCGCCUCCCCCGAAUCCCACCUUCUCUCGGCGCCAGUUAGCCUCUAAUGCCCACCGUUAUCUCGAACCCGAACCGGAUCCUAAUGAAGAGCCGGAACCGGAGAUCGACCUCACAUACUUUGUAGAGAAGCACAGGACGAAGAUAGAGGCGGAAGAGGUUCGGAGCAAGGAGCCGGAUGAAGAGCAAGAUGUAGACCAGAGUUUUGACCAUCUAUUCAAGCACUCCACGCGCCCGGGCCAUGUCCAACACUCGCUCUCCUCAACAGGCAUCCACGGCUCCGCGGGCAAGCCGGCCAAAGUGUUUAUCGAGGAUUCCAGCUCGUUGGGCUUAGAGGAGCUGGAUAACGAGCGAAAGAAGGCCGAUGCCACCCGAGAACUCAUUGCCCGUUUCAGCGCCCACCAACUCGGCCCAAAGACGACUGGUCCUCCCAAACCCAACCGCCGACCAUUGGCCCGGCAGAAGCCCAAACUUAAUACGCCCAAUCCUCCUAGCUCGAAUCCAAAAGAGCUUGUUCAUCCUCUCGAUGAUGAGGAUUUUUUGGAUGAGGUCUUGAACGACUCGUCAGGGACGUACGGAAAAUUUAAGCGUACAUGA